Actinia tenebrosa (Australian red waratah sea anemone) is the source of this 1728-nucleotide messenger RNA. RefSeq names its product nuclear receptor subfamily 2 group F member 5. Gene Ontology annotation, molecular function: zinc ion binding; sequence-specific DNA binding; DNA-binding transcription factor activity. The record is from RefSeq and is a predicted model, not a curated record. Lineage: Eukaryota; Metazoa; Cnidaria; Anthozoa; Actiniaria; Actiniidae. Gene Ontology annotation, biological process: regulation of DNA-templated transcription.
AGACCCCUACUACUUGGCCUUUGAAAUUUGCGAUUUUGACAUUGGAAAGCUAUUGUCUUCUAAAUAUCUUAAACGAAAUGCGACAAUAUUAAAUUGUAAUUUGUGCCUAGAGGUAAAGCUGUUUCCUUCUUACAGCUCUGUCGCAUUGUUUAGCAGCACAUUAAUAUUCAACGGCAACUUCUAAAAGAAUAGGUGGAAAUAAAUAAGAGGAAUUUCCCUGCUAGUCGUAAUGCGACAUAAUCAACGAUUCUUCAUAACACUACUUAAGGUGGUACAGGUUAAAUUUUAAGCUGCUGUAAGAGUCAAGUUGUUAUUUUUGCUGGACUUAAGCAGUAUUCAGUUUAAGGACUUUACAGGCCUCCUUUAAUAUAGAGUAGUUAAGAAAAAGAUAGUAUCUCGUAAACUGCUCAAAAUACUAGCCAACACUUUGAAAUCCAAUACUCCUCGUAAUGGAAAUUUGCUCAGUUUGUGGGGACCAUUCUACAGGAAGGCAUUACGGGGCAAAUACUUGCGAGGGAUGCAAGCUUUUCUUUAAACGAAGUAUCAAAAAGCGCCUGUAUUAUACUUGUCGUGUGGCUGGUUGCUGCCCAAUAAGCAAGCGAUACCGAAAUAGUUGCCAAUAUUGCAGAAUGAGAAAGUGCCUCUCAGUUGGAAUGAAGAGAGAAGCUGUUCAACAGACCAAAGCUCAGGAUUAUGAAAGGCAACGAAGGCGUCAGAAGAGACAACAUCAAAAAGGAACACAAGAAUUGAGAAAAGAAGCUGAUUUCGCUUCUCUUUCUGAUUUCGUACUACAUCUCCAAGAUGUGGAGCCCUAUUGCAGAAAAUCCGAAAAAGACAACAGUACAUUAUCAACUUCCUCUUUGGAAAACAGCGCUUUUUCAAAAGAAUAUUUAAAUAGCGGAAAAGACAGCGAAAAAACAAGUGAAAUGGCCGCUCGACUUUUGUUUAUGACAGUCCACUGGGCAAAAAAAGUCAAACAUUUCUCAGAACUGUCGCAUUUUGACCAAGUAACUUUGCUAAGAGAAAACUGGUGCAAAAUUUUUAUUAUAAAUUUGGUACAAUGGGCAAUGCCUUUCGAAUUAGCGCCUUUGGUUGGGGAAGUUUUCGAGAAAACACCACAAGAACAUCUGGAUAAAGUUCUGCAAAACAUGGGGAAGCUGAAUGAAGUUGUUUUCAAACUAGUACAGCUGCAAUUGGAUAGAGCCGAAUUCUCGCUGCUUAAAGCUCUUGCUCUCUUCAAUCCAGAUACCGAUCACCUCGCAGAUGCCGUACAGAUUCAAGCCAUUCAGAACAAGACCCAGAACGCGCUAGAGGAAUACAUCCGUGUUCAACAUGCUCAAAUCCCCAAUCGCUUCGGUCAGACAUUGAUUCGCCUAGCAGCGUUAGGAUCCGUAGAGAGCAGGGUUAUUGAACAUGUUUUUUUCAACCAGCUGCUCGGAGGAGCUUCUUUAUAUACAGUAGUGGAUGGUAUUCUAAGGACAAAGGAUCUUCAAGGAGAGUGACAGAUAAAGACUAGCUUAGACCCCCUUUCGUGACAAAACUCCAAUCUUUUCAAUGUCUAGAGGUUUGGCACCCAGCAGCUAUUUCAGUACUUAACUUAUAUAUUAAAUGUAAAUGUAAUUUAGUUUACGUCCCCAUCGCGCAUGGAGAGAUUGCUUUACUUCCCGAGCCUGAAGAUCCUAAAGCGCUCCACGCCAGAUCGAACAGGAAUUUUUUGAAAAAGCUAAA